Molecule: messenger RNA, 622 nt
Organism: Eupeodes corollae
Lineage: Eukaryota; Metazoa; Arthropoda; Insecta; Diptera; Syrphidae
Exons: 2
Coding region: 17-448 (143 amino acids)
Molecular function (GO): zinc ion binding; nucleic acid binding
Source: RefSeq, a predicted model, not a curated record
AGAGUCACACCUCCUAAUGAACGCACGAACGAUGGAUCAGUUUAAAAAUUCAUUAGACCUGUACGAACAGCGGCGUUCCAAUCGACUUGCUGCUAAACCCGAUGUCACUGCUGCCACCAUAAGACAAAAACCACCGACGACCAAAAGCAAUAUGAAAGCUGACGCAACCGAUGCAAAAGAAGUCCGUUGCUACAACUGCACGCAGAUGGGACACUACCAGAGCAAAUGCCCGUACGAAAAGCGACCAGACAGUAGCUGCUUCCGGUGCUGGAAGAUUGGACAUGACCACCGAAGUUGUCCCAACCCGAAGAAAAUGCUGAAGCCAGUGAAAAAUACCGCCGCUGCUGUUGCCGAUGCCACUGAUGAACGAAGCCACCCUAGUUGUCGAGAAGAUGAAGACCUUGACGAUUUUCGAAGUGCUGUAGAUGCUAUUAAUUUGUCCAACUAACUUCAUACGCAAAUCUGAUGUGCCGACGCCGAAUAAUAUUUCGAAUAUUGCUGUCAAGUCAAAGUAUACCGGUCUUGGAAAACAAAAACUGAUGACAUACGGAACAAUCAAAGCCGAAAUAAAAUUCAAAAAUCGUUGCGGGAAUGUAUUUUUACAUGUAGUGCCAGAUAAAAC